Pocillopora damicornis (cauliflower coral) is the source of this 5349-nucleotide messenger RNA. Its product is annotated as ornithine aminotransferase, mitochondrial. Gene Ontology annotation, cellular component: cytoplasm. NCBI's taxonomy places the organism in Eukaryota, Metazoa, Cnidaria, Anthozoa, Scleractinia, Pocilloporidae. Gene Ontology annotation, molecular function: pyridoxal phosphate binding; identical protein binding; L-ornithine transaminase activity. The record is from RefSeq and is a predicted model, not a curated record.
UCGUUGUGGUUGGAGUGGAAUAGGAAUUUCAUGACGGUGUAACCGUUGUUACGUUAAAAAAUUGGGUUAUAAUUUGAAAGACGAAACUGUAUUUUUUGUGAUUCGCCCUUUUUUUUUCGUUUUAAUUUGUACUUUAAACCGCUAAAAAUGCUUCGCCUUUGUGCUCGUCCAUUGAACAGAAAUCUGUUUCGUGUGACGAGAUUGUAUUCUACUCCAGCCGCUGCGACCAAACAUCAGCUCACGCCUGAAGAAAUUUUCAAGCGGGAGGACACUUAUGGCGCCCACAACUACCAUCCUCUUCCAGCAGCUUUGGCAAAGGGUGAAGGAGUAUUCGUCUGGGAUGUGACUGGAAAGCGAUACUUCGACUUUCUCGCCGCUUACUCGGCUGUGAACCAAGGACAUUGCCAUCCUCGAAUUGUGAAAACGCUUCAAGACCAAGCAGAAAUCUUGACGCUGACCUCUAGAGCGUUUUAUAACGAUGUUUUGGGGGAAUUCGAAGAGUUUGCUACAAAACUUUUUGGCUAUGACAAACUACUGCCCAUGAACACGGGAGUCGAGGGAGGUGAAACAGCUUGUAAGUUGGCGCGAAAAUGGGGUUAUCAGGUGAAGGGAAUUCCAGCAAACAAAGGCAAAAUUGUCUUCGCUGAAGAGAAUUUUUGGGGAAGGACGUUAGCCGCGGUGUCAUCGUCAUCUGAUCCAGACUGUUACGGUGAAUACGGUCCUUUUAUGCCAGGCUUUGAACUCAUUCCGUACAACGACCUUGCUGCUUUGGAGAAAUCUAUAAGUGAUCCAAACACGUGUGCGUUCAUGGUGGAACCAAUACAAGGAGAGGCUGGAGUAAAGAUUCCUGAUGAUGGAUACUUGAGAGGUGUUAGAGAGCUCUGUUCAAAGUACAAGGUUCUUUUCAUUGCUGAUGAAGUACAGACUGGCCUUGGGAGAACUGGAAGGCGCUUGUGUGUUGAUCAUGAGAAUGUCAGACCAGACCUUGUUGUCCUUGGAAAAGCUCUCUCUGGUGGAGUUUACCCAGUUUCAGCAGUUCUCUGUGAUGAUGAAGUUAUGCUUACCAUCAAACCAGGACAGCAUGGCUCAACUUAUGGUGGAAACCCACUUGGCUGCAAAGUGGCUGUAACUGCUUUAAAAGUUUUGGAAGAAGAAAAAAUGGCUGAACGUGCUGCCAGGCUUGGAGACAUCAUGGUUCCAGAACUGAAGAAGCUGAACCCAGCUGUUGUCAAGACUGCUCGUGGCAAGGGACUUAUGAAUGCUAUAGAGAUAAUACCAACAAAUGACUUCGAUGCCUGGAAGGUGUGUUUAAAACUGAAGGAUAAUGGUCUUCUAGCUAAACCUACUCAUGAUCACAUUAUUCGCUUUACACCGCCUUUGGUGAUCACAGAGGAACAGCUCCACGAAUCCCUUGGAAUAAUUAGGGACACUAUUGAGUCAUUUGCUUGAGUGUGACAGUAUUGUAAAGGGUAUUCUCAUUUUUUUUUUCAUUCUGUUUUGUUUUGUUGUUAUUUUUGUGGUUGUAAUAUGACAUGUAGGAAAAGUGUGUUUACCUGAAAUUCAUUUCAUUUUUUUUUUUUCCAUUUUUUUUGGUGACAAAACUGAUAUAACGAAACACCAGGGCAGCCCUUGGGGUGUCUAUCUCCAGAUAUGUUGAAUUUUCUUAAUAGGAACUAAACAAUGUGCUAAAAUUAACCAACUAUGGUUUUGACAGUACUCAAUUAGACUUACUGAUAGACUUUUACAGGACUUUUCUUCCCUCUUUAUGUUCACUGUUGUGAUGAUUUGGACAGAAUUCACUUGGAAUGACCUGUGACGUUUGGUACGAGUUAUUUCAAGCAAGCUUUUGUGUUGCUUGUUAAAAAACAGAGCGUAAUUAUUAAGGUACAACUGUAGGUUAUUUUUGUGAAUUGUAAACAAUCUUAAGAUACAGUAAGCUUCUUUUUUUGUUGUAUAUCAAUGUAAGUGGGUUGUCAAUAGACAUUUCCCUGCUCAAAAGACUGCCUAAAAGGGAUAUUUCACCUUAGCCAUUGUAUUAGGAAAGUUUGAAUGUUUUGUCAUUUAAAAGGGCCAUUCUUUAGGUUAGCAUGACAGAUAAGACUGACAAGGGAGAAACACAGUCACAUCACUCAUUUCAUUCCAUAUACCAACAAAUCUUUUGUUUACUAACAACUGUAACUGAUAUAUUAGAUAGUAGUAGCACAAGAAAGUUAAUUAGCACAAUUAUUUGGCAGAAUUGCACAAGGUAAAUAGUCGAGCAAGCCAAAACAUAACAGAAGUAUAGAAAAUUAUCACACUAAUAGUCAUUAAAACAAUGUACCAUUAUCAUAAAGUAGAGCACACUGCAUAACCCACAGCCUUCACGUUUGGUUAGCUUUUGGAAGCAGACCUCACAGUGAAUGGUGGAAGAGAAGAGAAGAGAAGCGAAGCCAAACCAAGAAUCCUUUUUGUGGUUGAUAAACUCAUGGAAGUUAUCCCCAAGGAGGUGUAUUAUUUUUUGUUAUAUUUUUAAUGUUUUUGUUUUUGUUUUUGAGGGAGGGGCACAAUCAUUCAUGAGACAGAAGACAUAAGACUGAAGUUAAAACUCAAGGAGUUGAUGGUGUUGCAUGUCAUUUUAAGGAAAUUUAUAUAAUUAUUUGAAAACUGUAUUUUCACAGUCUUGCCAGUAUUCAUUUACUAGUUCAACAUAAUUUAACAGGGAAAAAACAGUUAGAUUAUCAAUUAUUUUUAUAUAUUUUUUUGUUUUAGCUUUGAGACAAAUAAUUUACAUAUGAGACAAGAUGAAUUGAACUUGCCAAUGUGUUUACUAGAGAAUCCAUUUGCUGCUUCAAUUCUGUGUGAUACACUGUGUUAAAAUACAUAUAUGUAACAGCUAAGUUUUAAAAGUUAUAAACAGUACUAACAGUAAUUUGCUAACAAUGGUAAAAUUUUGGUACAGCCCCAUGCUGUUAUCAAAUAAAGUCUUAGCGCUGAAUGCAAUCUUGCUAUUGUUUCCUUUAACUAAGAACUGUAUGCAUAGUGUAGUAUGGGGCUGUGCAGAGGAAAUCUUACCCUAACAACAGACUAAGCAAUAUAACAAUAGAGUAAUGCUAAGUACUAAUAAGACAAUUUUUCCCUUCAACUGGACUGUGUUGGUGCAGACCUGAAAUGCCCACCAUCUGAGUUGAGGAAGAAGAUGAUGAUGAUGAUGAUGAAGAAGAAGAAAAAUGAAACUGAAGUGUCUGAGUGGUUGAUAAUGGUGUAUCCCACUGGAUCUUCAUAUUUCUUGUACCAAGGAUGCAAGUGUAGUACUGUGUCAAUUGGUUUUCAAGAAGUGCUAACAGAAACUGGACAAGACAGUAUAGCAAACAGCUACAAUGGACAAAAAACUUGACUUAUUUGUUUUUGUUUAUGUCAAAGUGUUAUAAAAUGUGUUACAGUUAUCAAGAAAAUCUGUCAUGUUUUUGUUUGUAAAUGGAAUCUGUCAAUCCUGUGCCUCGUUCUUUACGUGUAUCUAUAAACCUAGCAACUGAAUACCAUGACUGAAUGAAAUCUGUGCAGUGCUAUGGAGGUGUGUGGCUCUCCUUGGAAAGAUUAAACUAGGAACACACUGUUGAAAUAUCUACAAGUGACUAAAACUGACGUAACCAGGAAACAUUCCAGUGAAGAAUCAUGGAAGUGGAAGGACAUCACUGGUCUGACUUCAAAACAAGACUUGUUACUUCGCGCAAACGUUAAGAUAGAAACCAGCUAAGCAAUCAAAGUAAGGUGGAACAUAUGAAUGACUAUCUCAUGGAUUUCAAGGAGGGGUUAAGGAAAUGCCUCCUUCUUAUCCUUUGUGUUCUUGGACUGAAAUGUUUUAGGAAAAAAUUGUAUAGGCCUCCAAACAAGACAGAGACAGAGAUCAGGAACAGACAAGACAACAAACAGAUCAAUUUUUAACAGUUGAAGACACUACGUACGAAAGAGGAAUCCAUACAGAGGGGAGGGGAGGAGGAGGAGGCAAAUAAAAGUUGCACAGCUCUGCAGAAAGAGCGGCGACAGUGACCCAAGCAAGCAUCAGCAACAAAGACAGCAGGUGGAGAGUUGAAGCCAUGAACUUCCUCUACACCUGGUGAUAUACUAUUUUACGACAAAACGUUAACUACUCACUAUACUUGAACUUUGUAAAGUGGAAUGAAGUGUGUGAAGAAGACAACAAAAAGAGGAAAUCUUACCAGGAGAUGUGAAAAGGUCCAACAAGAAACUCAUGAGCACAAACAGUUUGUGGACAGCUCACAAACACAGAUUUCAACAAUGUACUAAACAUGUAUCACAUUAACAAGUUAAUCAACUAAUUAACAACAUGACUUGACUGUAAUGGACAUGGUGUGUCCACAGAGAAGCAGCAAAUAUUUAACUCUUCCACCCCACUAGUGAUCACACUUUAAAUUCUCUUUACAGGCUUGAUACCCUGUGAAACAGUUAGGUAAUAAGAAGUAAGAAAAUCAUCGUACAGUUUGGAUGAAAUACUUAAUCUUUGUAGUAGUUAAAAAAAAGAAUAUUUUUCUGUUGGUUGGGAGUAUUAGUUUACUAGUCUGGAGAGAGAAAACGUGUCACGGAAGCUGUACUUUACAUCUUUUUCAGUGAGAAACGUCUCUUUAGUUGGUUUCGAGCUGUAAUUUUGAACUGUAGAAAUGGCUCUUUAAGGUUGUUGUGCUUAAUCUUUCUAAUGACAUGCAAAACAUCAUUCCAGACAAACGAGACUGAACUGAGACUAAAACCAAUGGUACUGUUAUUGGGAUAUGGUAGAAAUUACUUAAGGGUUCAGAGAGUCAGUGGCUAGGGUGAAAUGUCCAUUUCAACAAAUGUUUUUUGUUUGUUUGUUUGUUUGUUUUUUUAUCGUCGUUUUUCUUAAGCAAGAACAGUGAAUAUGGCAGUGUUACACUUACAACACUAGGGAACCAAACCUUAUGUUUUGUCACCGAUAGUAUUGUUUUGCAACUUUUCUCCAACAUGGCUCUUGUGAGCCUAUGAUUAAAGAUUAUUGAUGUUUUUCUUUUCAGUUUUUUUUCUCGUUUUUUCCUUCACAUUUUAAAUCCCUAGCAAAGUAUUUAAAGGUGUUAAUGUAAGUUGAACUGAGUGUAGUAUAAUUAUUUAACUUUAAUGUUAGUAGAAAACUCUGUUCCUGAUUAUUACCAUCGUGUGUUGAGGAACUUUGUUAUGUUUAUCUCUACACCCACCCUACGAAUUGAGUCCCAUAGAUCAUCUAUGUGGGAAGCUCUAGCUUGGACACGUCUUUGUAAUGCGUUGACAAAGCGCCUUGUUGUAUCUUUAUUUUACUAUCAUGGUAAAUAAUAGGGAUAUUAAAGGUCUGACUAACUUAUCAGU